Molecule: messenger RNA, 3377 nt
Organism: Manduca sexta (tobacco hornworm)
Lineage: Eukaryota; Metazoa; Arthropoda; Insecta; Lepidoptera; Sphingidae
Gene: Treh-2
Product: trehalase
Exons: 15
Coding region: 446-2365 (639 amino acids)
Biological process (GO): trehalose catabolic process
Molecular function (GO): alpha,alpha-trehalase activity
Source: RefSeq, a predicted model, not a curated record
UCUAUUUCAGCAAGCAGUCAGCUGUUUGUCAAAAUCGAAACUGCGAUUUAGUGUCGUGUCGUGGUCACAAUUUAUAUUUAUUGCAGAGUUUUUGUGAAAUUCUAAGCAAUUAAAGUGAUUUUAAAUGUUAAAACAAUAUUGACUGAUUCAUAUGGCAGUAUCAGUGUGUUAGCUACAUUUCCGCAUUGUUCCUUGACGAUUUGAAUUUAGAAUUGAGUUCCUGUCUACGAACGAGAAAAAUUACAGAGGCACAGGAGUGCCUCUUCGCAAUUCCUCGCCGCAGCCAUACCCAAGAUGACCAGCGCGCCAACCAGAAGCAAACCUAACAAAAUCCUUCACACAUUCUUAAACACAUAAAUUGGACUUGUGUUCCAAACAAGACUUUAACCAAGUGAUAUUUUGUUCCUUAUAUUUAUUAAAAGUGAUACUAGUGUAAGAUAAGACAAUGUUGCGUGUUUUGUGCAUCGCUUUGGUGUUGUCCGGUGUGGUUGCCGACCGGACUAAGUUACCCCCAACGUGUGACAGUGUGAUCUACUGUCAUGGCCCCUUGUUGGACACGGUGCAGAUGGCGGGGCUUUACAACGACUCCAAGACCUUCGUCGACAUGAAAAUCAAGUUGUCUCCCAACAUCACCAUGGAACACUUCCACGAGAUGAUGAGGAGGACUGGUUCCCAACCCACGAAGGCUGACAUUAGGGAGUUUGUAGAUCAGAACUUUGAUCCUGAAGGUUCAGAGUUUGAGGACUGGAGACCCGAUGACUGGAAAGAUAAUCCUGCGUUUCUGCAGAGGAUCAAGGACCCACUGUUUCAUCAGUGGGCGUCAGAUCUGAACAAACUGUGGCUACAGCUCGGCAGGAAGAUGAAGGACGAGGUCAAGCAUAACCAGGACCUCUAUUCCAUCAUAUACGUGGAGAAUCCUGUUAUUGUACCUGGCGGCCGGUUCCGCGAGUUCUACUACUGGGACUCCUACUGGAUCAUCAAGGGGCUGCUGCUCUCCGAGAUGAGGUCGACGGCGCGCGGCAUGCUCUCCAAUUUCCUCGACAUCGUUGAUAGGUUCGGCUUCAUCCCUAAUGGAGGCAGAGUUUAUUACGCCAUGAGAUCGCAGCCUCCGCUCCUGAUCCCGAUGAUGCAGCUGAUCAUGGAGGACUUCGACGACGUGGGCUACCUGCGCCAGCACAUCCACACCCUCGACCGCGAGUUCGACUUCUGGAUGACGAACCACACUCUGGAAGUGGAACAUGAUGGGCACAAAUACACCUUAGCGCGGUACAACGACAUGUCACAAGGUCCUAGACCAGAGAGUUACAAGGAAGAUAUUGAUUGUGCCAAGCACUUUGAUACGCGAGACAAGAAGGAAGAGCUAUACGCGGAGCUCAAAGCUGCUGCCGAGUCUGGAUGGGACUUCUCCUCCAGAUGGUUCAUACUGAACGGAACUAAUAAAGGUAAUUUGACAAAUCUAAAAACCCGGUCUAUAGUGCCAGUGGAUUUGAACGCCAUAAUGUGCGGUAACGCUCAGAUAAUGAGCGAGUACCACGCUAGGCUAAACAACGCUGAAAAAGCGGCGUAUUAUAGAGAUGUGCACGCCAGGCUAAUGGAAGCUAUAGACAAGGUUCUGUGGCACGAAGACGUGGGCGCCUGGUUGGACUACAGCCUGGAGUCUGGCAGGAGGAGAGACUACUUCUAUCCCUCCAAUUUAUCCCCUCUGUGGACCAAGUGCUACGACAUGGGACGGAAGGAAUACUACGUUAACCGAGUCGUUAACUAUUUGGAUAAAGUUAAGCUGGACGUGUACGAAGGCGGCAUCCCCUCCACGUACGAGCACACUGGCGAGCAGUGGGACUACCCGAACGCGUGGCCCCCCAUGCAGUACAUCGUCAUAAUGGGGCUCGCCAACACCGGCGUGCCUGAAGCGAUGAGGUUCGCCAACGAAAUGGCGACCAAAUGGGUCCGCUCCAACUUCGAAGUUUGGAAGGAUAAGACCGCCAUGUUGGAGAAGUACGACGCAACAAUCUUUGGCGGCCUCGGCGGCGGCGGCGAGUACGUCGUCCAAACGGGCUUCGGGUGGUCCAACGGUGUCAUCAUGGCGUUUCUGAACAAAUAUGGGGAUGAGAUGUGUGCAGCGGAUGCGUUCGGCGCGGCGGAGUCGGGCGCGGUGGUGGGCGCGGCGGUGGGCGCGGGCGGCGUGGCCACGGCGCUGCUCGCCGUGCUGGCCUCCGUCGCCGCGGGCACGCUGGGGUUAAUGAUGUACAAGAAGCGGAGAGAGUACACUGCACUGCACUCCGGUGAGGACCUGAAACUCCUCUCGCGGAAGCCGUAUACAGAACUCAGAAGCCUCAACGGGGCAUCGGCACAACGACUACGGUAAAUCAGCACCAACCACCCUACAUUUGCCGGUUGUACGCAAAAAUCUGUUUCUAUUCAUAGUUAAUAGAUGGCGCUGUUUAUGAUUUUAACUAAUGAUAUGUAGGGAUUUCAAUGCUUGGUAACGAGCGUAAUGUACAAAAAUGUCGACCUUAUUUCUAAGAUUAGACAAAAUAUGUAAAAAUACGAAAAAAAAAUGGCGUCAUACCAGUUUAUCGAGCUGUGACAUGUAUGUAUAUAGCUUUUAUUAGCUAAUUAAUAGUUAUGUACAUAUUAGACAUGUUUUGUUAAACAUAGUUCCUCGAUUGUGUAUUUUCACGGAGUUGGGUAUGUUUUAAUAUCACAACCUUGUAUAAAUAAUAACUACUAUACUAUAUAAAACAGGAAAUAAAUUAGUAUUAACCAAUAAAUUUUAUUACUUAUAAUAUUAAAGGCUCCACUCGAAUUCAGCUAAAAUCAAAACAAAUAAUAUUAAUAAAUUCCGUGAAUUACACAAUAAAUUUUACCAGUCUUGUUACUCAAAAUGACUUUUAUGUAAGUCUCGAUGACAGAUAGGUAAGGAAUUCUUUUUAUGAAUCUGACCAUAAGGCACAAGUUGGCUUGGCAUAAAAAUAUACAGUGCUUUUAAGGAAAUAUAAAAUAGUUCCUCAAACCACCUUAUGCCUUGCUGUCUGCGUAUGACUAUUAGCUCAAUUAUGUUCUCAUAAAGCCUGGAAUACCCUGUCUACAUAAAAGCAUGCUAAUUUUCUACUAGUUAGUGUGCUCUUUAACUAAACAUAUUUAAACAAUAGUUGUCCAUAUACAUGGUAAUGAAUUGCCACAAGGUAACGUUUGACAAAAAAGCGUGCUUUGUGCUAUCUAGUAGCAGGUGUAUUCCAGACGACACUUUAAAGCAAUAUAUUGUAUACUUUUGUGUUGACAUUACAAACGUCUGGAAAUCAUAUUGUCAAUCUUUGACAACGUGGAUUUUUACUACGCAUAGAUUUUGCUCUCUCUACAGGGCUUUUAAGGCAAAA